Amphimedon queenslandica is the source of this 1265-nucleotide messenger RNA. Its product is annotated as protein phosphatase methylesterase 1-like. Gene Ontology annotation, molecular function: protein methylesterase activity. Gene Ontology annotation, biological process: protein demethylation. Lineage: Eukaryota; Metazoa; Porifera; Demospongiae; Haplosclerida; Niphatidae. The coding region runs from base 88 to 1203 and encodes 371 amino acids. The transcript has 14 exons. The record is from RefSeq and is a predicted model, not a curated record.
ACCUCAAUUUAUACAAACUGGUGCAGGGAGCCACACCUUCCCACCAAGCCCCUCCUACGACUCACUUUAACGCCCACUCGUUUCAAAAUGGCGUCCUCCUCAGAGCUGCAUAAAGGACUCUUUAGGAAAAGUCUCCCACCAUUACCACCCCCUGAACUAGGAGUUAAAAGGAAGAAAGGUGGCAAGAAGGACUACUCUCCUGUCUCGUGGAGCCAAUAUUUCGAUAGUCAACAGUCAAUAGCCAUCAACAGUAGCGAUAGGUUUAAUGUGUAUGUUAAAGGUAGUGAUGGUCCUCUGGUCUUACUAAUACAUGGAGGGGGUUAUUCUGGAUUAUCUUGGGCAGUUUUCACCGAGUCACUGAUGAGCAUGAUAAGCUGUACAGUGAUAGCUCUUGAUAUGAGAGGACAUGGUUCUACUGUUACUGGUGAUGAUUAUAACUUAUCACAAGAUAUCUUAGUAAAUGAUGUAGCAUCUGUUUUUAAUGAAAUAUAUAAAGAAAAGGAAGCUCCCCCCACUUUAAUAAUGGGCCACAGUAUGGGCGGAGCAAUUGCAGUUAGAGUUGCAGCAGUACCUGGUCUGAUUAAAUCAUUAGUUGGUGUGGCUCUUAUUGAUAUAGUUGAAGGUACAGCUUUGGAGUCUUUGAGUGGCAUGCAAAGUUUUUUAAGAAGUCGUCCUAAAAGAUUUCCAUCACUAGAGAAUGCAGUAGAGUGGAGUAUUCGAAGUGGACAAUUAAGAAACAUUGAAUCGGCUAGAGUUUCGAUGCCUGGACAAUUAAAAGAAAUUGAGAACGAGGGUUUGUCUGUUCCAGCGACUUUGAUACCGGAAGAGGAUUCUAAAGAGGCGGAGUCAAGUCACCAAACCACAUCCACUAGUGAAUAUACGUGGCGCGUUGAUCUAACGAAAACCGAGACAUAUUGGAGAGGGUGGUUUGAGGGACUAUCAGGAACACUACUCUCUAUUAGUGGGAACGUAUCAAAAAUAAUAAUAUUAGCAGGUGUAGAUCGACUUGAUAAGCAACUCACCAUAGCUCACAUGCAAGGCAAAAUACAAUUACAAGUACUGAGUGGGUGUGGUCACACUGUACAUGAAGACGCUCCAGAUAAAGUUGCACACAUAUUGGCGAAUCAUUUAAUAAGAUACAAGUUAGCCACACCGAAAGAAGGUUUUGAAAAUUUUAGUUCAGCACCGGUCCCUAUGUGCUAAUAAUGUUCUUGGACCCCCUCCUCUAUUUUUAUUUAUUCUUUUUACUAGUUCCUGUCGCUCUC